Yamadazyma tenuis ATCC 10573 is the source of this 1071-nucleotide messenger RNA. RefSeq lists its product as uncharacterized. Lineage: Eukaryota; Fungi; Ascomycota; Pichiomycetes; Serinales; Debaryomycetaceae. Gene Ontology annotation, cellular component: Ctf18 RFC-like complex; mitochondrial inner membrane. The record is from RefSeq and is a predicted model, not a curated record. Gene Ontology annotation, biological process: mitotic sister chromatid cohesion. Gene Ontology annotation, molecular function: S-adenosyl-L-methionine transmembrane transporter activity.
AUGACAGUCAAGUCUACAUAUACUCCCCAGUCAUUUGAGUUAUACCAGCAGCUCCAGCCACAAACGGCAUAUACAUAUAAGCUUAUUCAGCUUCCACCCGAACUUUUGUCAUGCAUUGAAGCAAAAUCUCCCCUUAACAUCAAAUCGUCUCGCUUGAAGAACGACCUCACCUUGGUAUCUCAGGAUAAAACAUGGAAGCUUCGUCAAAUGGAUCAAACGGAUACAGUGCUUCUUAUGGAUUGUAAUGUGGUUCCUGGCUCUCUUGUUGGCCUUACAAACUUGCCCUAUGAGUAUGAAUUAGUAUCCACCAAAAUACUUAUCGAUGUGUCCAAAAUCCCCGUGUACAAAGGCGAAUCAAGCUUAUCUACCAUGUCCACAGAUAUUGUCACGUGCAGCCUCUCUAAGCUUAUUGAUGAUACACCAAUAUCUACCGAAGAGUUCUAUAAAGAGUGGUAUGAAGUAGGCGGGUGCGAGAUAAACGGAUGUUGUUUUGUCAUCGAUGAUUCGCUUGUAACCAAGUUUCUUCAUACAUUCUUAACGGUCGUCAUAUCAAGCAAAAUUGACUACAAAUCAGGAAUCCUUGACCUCGAGAAGUUUAGUGCCCUUCUAGAGCCUCAUGGGUUCAUUGCCGAAGUCAGCAAUACACUUUUCCAUAAGUUUUGCCGGUUGAACCUGGACCACAAAUACACUAUACACAACGACAAGAUUGCCAAGUGGUUCGGUAUACAAACACUUAAAUCGGCUCGGCUGUUUGAUAUUGAUGACUUCAACCUUCAGUGGAAGAACCAGUUUCCCAAUUUCUACAACGUCCCUUUGGAUGUGAAGAUGCUCCGAGGCCAUUUGUACAAAACAGCUGGUUCUUCACGAAUUUCGUAUCUUUCAGAGUCCUCCCUUCUGUCGGAUAUUGUCCAACGUAUUAGGGAGCUAUUUAAGUUGGCAUCAGAGUGGGAAAUCGAUGAUAUAGCCCCUUACGUGCAGAAGUUUAUGAUCAACAAGAAGCUCGAAACCGGCCUACUAAAGUAUGCCAAAGUGCGAAAAGUCGGAAAAUCCAAAAUUGUUUGUCCAAGAUGA